This is a messenger RNA of Amphimedon queenslandica, 1594 nucleotides long. RefSeq names its product deoxyribodipyrimidine photo-lyase-like. Lineage: Eukaryota; Metazoa; Porifera; Demospongiae; Haplosclerida; Niphatidae. The transcript is spliced from 10 exons. The coding region runs from base 25 to 1533 and encodes 502 amino acids. The record is from RefSeq and is a predicted model, not a curated record. Gene Ontology annotation, biological process: photoreactive repair. Gene Ontology annotation, molecular function: deoxyribodipyrimidine photo-lyase activity.
CCUAUUUUGUGCAAAAAAAUUAAAAUGGCUGCAGGAAGUCAAGCAGCAGGUGCUGCCAGAGGUGCCGCAUUGCAGGAGUCUUUGUUGAUAGCUGGUUCUUCAUUUAACAUGAAAAGGUGUCGCUUAAUAACUAAACCCACUGCUGGUAAAUCAAGUAUUGUUAAAGGUCCUGUACUCUAUUGGAUGUCCAGAGACCAGAGGGUUCAAGAUAAUUGGGGUCUGGUUUACAGUCAGGAGUUGGCUAAUAAGCACGGUGUUCCUCUACUGGUUGCAUUCACUCUUGUACCUAAAUUCCUUGAUGCCACAUGGAGACAGUAUAGCUUCAUGAUGUCUGGUCUCCAAGAAGUGGAAAAGGAAUUACUGAAACUUAAGAUACCAUUUCAUUUACUACUUGGUAAAGCCCAAUCCUGUCUCCCUUCAUUCAUUGCUAAAGAAAGUGUCUCAGUUGUUGUGUGUGACUUCUCUCCAUUAAGAGUUCCUCUUGGAUGGGUGAAGGAAACUGGAGCUGAACUGGAUAAAAUUAAAGUACCAUUAGUUCAGGUGGAUGCACACAACAUAGUGCCAGUAUGGCUGGCAUCUGAUAAACAGGAAUAUGCUGCUAGGACUAUUCGUAAUAAAAUACACAAGUUUCUGCCGGAAUUCCUAACAGAGUUUCCUCCUGUUACUGUCCAUACUCAUAACUCAAAGCUAACAAUGAAAUCAACUAAUUGGAUUAAGGCAAGGGAGAGCCUUGAAGUUGAUAUGACAGUCAGUGAAGUCUCAUGGGCUACUCCUGGCACUAAUGCUGGUCUGAAGGUAUUGGAUGACUUCUGUACCAAGAGACUCAAGUUCUUUGCUGCGCAACGCAAUGACCCUAAUAAAGAUUCUCUCAGUAACUUGUCUCCUUGGUAUCAUUUUGGUCAAGUUGGGGUACAGAGAGCUAUCCUAAAGGUCAAGAGUUAUAGCUCGAAGCACUCUGAGAGUGUAUCGGCAUAUAUUGAAGAGGCAGUCGUGAGGAGAGAGUUAGCUGAUAACUUUUGCUAUUAUAAUCCUCACUAUGACUCCAUCAGUGGGGCAGCUCAAUGGGCUCAAGAUACACUAAAAGCUCACAAGAAGGAUAAGAGAGAGUACAUUUAUACUCAGGAACAAUUUGAGUCAUCAUCGACGCAUGAUCCUCUUUGGAAUGCUGCUCAACUACAAAUGGUACAGGAAGGGAAGAUGCAUGGUUUCCUGAGGAUGUAUUGGGCUAAGAAGAUACUGGAAUGGACGUCAAGUCCUGAGGAAGGAUUAAGGAUUGCUAUCUAUCUCAAUGAUAAGUAUGAGAUUGAUGGUAGAGACCCUAAUGGAUAUGUUGGUUGUAUGUGGUCGAUAUGUGGCAUUCAUGAUCAAGGCUGGGCAGAGAGAUCAGUGUUUGGUAAGAUACGGUACAUGAACUAUCAGGGAUGCAAGAGGAAGUUUGAUGUUGGACAGUUUGAAAGGAAAUACAACAAGAAAAGGAAAUUAGAUAAGGACGAACUACCUGCUGCAUUCAAGAAGUUUAAAAAGCAGAAGUAACUCUCAAAACAUUUUAUAUUACACGUAUUAUCAAAACUCAUCUUAUACACACUUUAUUUUA